This is a messenger RNA of Botrytis fragariae, 1050 nucleotides long. RefSeq lists its product as uncharacterized. Lineage: Eukaryota; Fungi; Ascomycota; Leotiomycetes; Helotiales; Sclerotiniaceae. The coding region runs from base 1 to 1050 and encodes 349 amino acids. The record is from RefSeq and is a predicted model, not a curated record. The transcript has a single exon.
AUGGACGGAUCCACUGCAAUCAAUGCGAGUUCUCGUAAAAAGGAAUCACCGAUUCACAUCUCAUUUUCUGCCGAGUGCUUCGGGACUCAGUCUGCGCUCAAUCAUCAGGGAUUGAAUCAUGUCAUCGAUCUUACAACGCCGUCUCCACCUUUGCUUCUCGAAACCUCCGAAUUCGAAUAUUCGCCAAUGUCCAAACCAUUUGAAGAUACUCGAACCACGAGCCCAACGCUGAACAAGUCAAAAGACACAGUAGCCAAGACCAGUCUCCCUCUUCCACAUGACUCUUCACGAGAUGUCGCGAACCCAGAUCAGUAUACAAAGAGAAGAGAGAAGUCCGAUCCAUUUUUCUCAGCAACACGGCGCUUUUUUUCAGACCCUGUAAAGCAAGCCCUGAACAAUAAGGCUGCUGGUGAGUAUAUAAAUCACCAGAUAUCAAAAAAGAAAUGCGAAUCUCAAUACUCCAGGGAUUGUUAUCAGAAUGAGAAGAAAUUGCAGCUCGUUGAUGCAAUAGAUGGUCAUCCCCAAACUUGUAGAAAAAUUGCAAGACGUUACACUGCGGCAUUCAAACACGACAUCAUAGCAGAGACUUUGAUGAGGCAUAAGAAACAGUUCGCGGCACUUGAUUUAAAUGAUCAGGCGAGAGUCAUAAAAUCUCAUGCAAAUAUUGCUCUACCUCAUAAGAAACCCAUAAGGAGUGAAUUCUGGGCGACCGUCAUGCAAGCUCCUGCAGAUAUCAGCAAACCAUCUAAGAAUCCUCCAAAAAGGAAAUCAGAGACAUCCCUACAAGAUUCUGCAAACCCAAUUCCUCCACAGACCCAUGCAAGGAAAGAUUUUUGGGCAAUAGUCAUGCAAACAUCGGAAGAUAAACCUUCUUCUGAAAAAGUUGCGAGAAAUAAGUCUUCGGGGCCAACUGUGCGAACUACAAGCUCUACUUCUCGAAAGGAGCGCCUAAGGGAGGAGCCCUUGCUAGCGGCGGUGCAGAAUUCUGCACUUUCUACUUCGCCGAGGAAACGUCCGCGGAGAGAUUUUUGGGCGGUUUGCUCGGAGUGA